GGCCCGACACCGCGGGAGGAGCGGGGUCGCCCGCCCCGACAGCACCGGGAGCCCGCGGGGAAGCCGCCGCCGCCCCUGUCCUUCCCGCAGUCCUGCAGCGUCUCCAGCCAGCAGGACCGGGCUGCCCGCGCCCGUGGCGGGAGGAAAAUGGCUCAAGCUACUGCACCAGCAGCAUCUAUCCAUGAUGAGGAAUCCUUGGAAAGCAGAAUGGUGGUUAAAUUCCUCAUGUCAGGACUUGAGUCAAUGUGUAAAGAACUUACCAAGUCCAAGGCAGAGGUUGCCUGUAUUGCUCUAUAUGAAACAGAUGUGUUUGUAGUUGGAACUGAGAAAGGAAGAGCCUUUGUCGACUCUAGGAAAGAUUUUCAGAAGGAUUUUGUUACAUACUGUGUUACAGAAGAGGACAGGGCUGCAGAACUGCAGAAAACGAAGACUAUACCUGCUGAAACAGGGGUAGACAACCUGACAGGGGAUGUUGUGGAACUGGAGACUCUCAGAAAGUCUGUAGAGGACUUUUUCUGCUUUUGCUAUGGUGAAGCUUUAGGAAGGUCAACAAUGGUACCUGUGCCAUAUGAGAAGAUUCAGAGGGACCAGUCUGCUGUCAUAGUGCAGGGCCUGCCCAAAGGACUUGCAUUUAAAAAUCCAGCAGAUUACAAUGUUUCAACCCUGAAAUGGAUUUUGGAAAACAAGUCAGGGAUCUCAUUUGUUAUCAAAAGGCCUUUCUUAGAGCCAGAGGAACAUACAGGAGCUCAUAUAACAGAUGCUUCACAUUCAAUUAUAUCUCCAGGUGGAAGUUGUCCUCCUAUUAAAGUGAAAACGGAACCAAGCAGAGAUUCUGGAAUUUCUUUGGAAAUGGCAAUGGUACCAGUGAAGGGGGAAUCAGAUGACUACCAUAGGUUUAAUAUCCCAGGCCCUUCUGAGACAUCAGAGAUGGAUGAAAAAUUUGCUUUUGCAAAAAGUUACAGAGAUCCCUCCCAGCCUGACUCGUCAGAAACAAGUGAGGAUCCUGAGGUCGAGGUCACGAUUGAAGAUGAUGACGACUACCUGUCCUCUAACGAGAGACCAAAACGCACUAGAGCAGCUAAUGAAGCUGGCAAUACUGGGAGAAGAAAAGUGGGAGAGUGCAAUGGUGAUCCCUCCCAGCCUGACUCGUCAGAAACAAGUGAGGAUUCUGAGGUCGAGUUCUCCAAUGAAGAAGAUGAUGAUGACUACCUGCCCUCUAACGAGAGACCAAAACGCACUAGGGCAGCUAAGAAAGCUGGCAAUACUGGGAGAAGAAAAGUGGGAGAGUGCAAUGGUGAUCCCUCCCAGCCUGACUCGUCAGAAACAAGUGAGGAUCCUGAGGUCGAGGUCACGAUUGAAGAUGAUGACGACUACCUGUCCUCUAACGAGAGACCAAAACGCACUAGAGCAGCUAAUGAAGCUGGCAAUACUGGGAGAAGAAAAGUGGGAGAGUGCAAUGGUGAUCCCUCGCAGCCUGACUCGUCAGAAACAAGUGAGGAUCCUGAGGUCGAGGUCACGAUUGAAGAUGAUGACGACUACCUGUCCUCUAACGAGAGACCGAAACGCACUAGGGCAGCUAAUGAAGCUGGCAGUACUGGGAGAAGAAAAGUGGGAGAGUGCAAUGGUGAUCCCUCCCAGCCUGACUCGUCAGAAACAAGUGAGGAUUCUGAGGUCGAGUUCUCCAGUGAAGAAGGUGAUGAUGACUACCUGCCCCCUAACAAGAGACCAAAAAGCACCCAAUCAAAUAAUGAAGCUGGCAACACUGGGAGAAGAAAAGUGGGAGAGUGCAAUGUUGAUCCCUCCCAGCCUGACUCGUCAGAAACAAGUGAGGAUUCUGAGGUCGAGUUCUCCAGUGAAGAAGAUGAUGACGACUUCCAACCCUCUAAUAAGAGACGAAAAAGGACCAAGUCAACUAAUGAAGCUGGCAGUACUGGGAGAAGAAAAGUGGGAAAAUUCAAUUUUGAGAAAUGGAAUGCACGAAUUACAGACUUGAGAAAGCAAGUUGAAGAGCUAUUUGAAAAAAAAUACGCUGAAGCUAUAAAAGCAAAAGGUCGAGUGUCUAUCCCAUACUCACUCUUCCAGUCAAGUGCGGAAGACUUACAUGUAAAAGGGCUGCCAGAAGGUGUCCCCUUCAGGCGUCCAUCCACGUACGGCAUUCCCCGGCUGGAGAGGAUACUUCUAGCAAAGGAGAAGAUUCAUUUUGUGAUUAAAAGGAAGGAACUUCUGAAUUCGACAGAUGUUCCAGUGGACAAAACAGGUACAGGAGAAAAAGAGGAGUGGCAUGGCAAAGUCACCAAACUGAGAAAGAUAGUAGAUCAACUCUUCUGUAAAAAGUUUGCCAAGGCCUUGGGGAGCACUGAGCCCAAAGUUGUUCCAUACAAGAAAUUUGAAGCUCACCCAAGUGACCUCUAUGUUGAAGGGCUGCCAGAGAACAUCCCCUUUAGGAGUCCCUCCUGGUAUGGAAUCCCUUGCCUUGAACAAAUAAUUCAAGUGAGCAAGAGAAUAAAAUUUGUGAUCAAAAGACCAGAGCUGCUAACUCUCACUUCAACCGGAGUUACUCAGCCCAGGUUGAAUUCAACAGAGAAAGAAGAUUGGAAUGCCAAGAUCACAAACCUAAGAAACCAAGUAGAAGAGAUAUUUAGUAAGAAAUUUGCCCAAGCUCUGGGGACUUCAGAGACAGUGAAAGUUCCCUAUUCUCUGUUUGAGUCAAAUCCUACAUAUUUGUGUGUUGAAGGCUUGCCAGAAGGAAUCCCCUUCCGGAGUCCCACAUGGUUUGGAAUUCCACGCCUUGAAAGAAUUAUCCGUGCGAGUGACAAAAUCAAAUUUGUUAUUAAAAAACCUGAGCUUGUCGCUUCCUCUUUGCCUCGAAAACUGGCUAGUAAAAUAAACGGAAAAGAAAGGAGUCCAGGGCGUUCCCAAAGGUCACAAAGUCCUGCAGGCAAUUCAGAUGUCCCAGAGAUUGAAGUUACUGUUGAUGAAAGUCCUACGAAAGCACAAACAACAAAUACUCAAACUAAUUCUCAAACCAAUGGCUCCAAUAUAAGUUUCAAGCCACAAGGAAAAGACUUCUCCUUUCAGGCAUGGAAUGAGAAAAUUUCUGUGUUAAAGCAGAAAGUCGAAGACCUUUUUAAUGAAAAAUGUGGGGAAGCACUAGGACUCAGUGAACCAGUGCAGGUGCCAUUUUCACUGUUUGAAUCCUUCCCGGAGCUUUUCUACGUGGAAGGACUACCUGAGGGAGUACCUUUCCGCCAACCUUCAACUUUUGGAAUUCCAAGACUAGAGAAGAUCCUGAGAAACAAAUCUAAAAUAAAAUUCAUUAUUAAAAAGCCUAAGAUGCUGGAGGCAGCUAUUAAAGAAAGUUCUGCUAGAAGCCCCCAAACAAGAACCACAACAAACAUAGUGGUGAACACAACUGCUGUUGCUGAAGACCUGAACAUGAUUCAAAUAACUAUACCAAAUGAUGAAAGUGAGCGACUGUCAAAAGCAGAAAUGGCCAAACAAUUGAGAGAGCAAGUAAAUGAUCUUUUUAGCCAGAAAUUUGGUGAAGCCACUGGUAUGAAUUUUCCUGUGAAAGUUCCAUACAGAAAAAUCACAGCCAACCCUGGCUGUGUGGUGGUGGAGGGAAUGCCUCCCGGCGUGGAGUUCAAAGCACCCAGUUACCUGGAAAUCAGCUCCAUGAAGAAGAUUUUGGAAUCAGCAGAACUUAUCAAGUUUACUGUUACUCGACCAUUUCCAGGACUUGUGAUUAACAAUCAUCUGAUGGAAGAAGCUGAAGCAGAAGCAGAAGCAUCACCAACAGCAACAGCCCCAGCAUUACCAGAGCCAGCUGAAACAAGCAGAAUAGAAGUAUCUCUAGGAGAUAAUACAGAAAAAGAAGAAAAUUCUCAAAUAAAGCAAAAACUACACUGAAUGUCAUAGACAUCACCAAUACCAGAAGCAUCCGGUUCUGAGAAGAGCCUGCUGGGCCUGUCUAGAGAUGUGUAAUAUAACUGUGUAAGAAAAGUACCUUCAAUACAAACCCUUUUGUAUAAGAGAAAAACCUUCUAUAUAAACCCUUUUGUAUUUUUAAAUAUCAAUGUUUACUUUUUCAGCAGUUCUGUGAAUUGACUUAAAGCAAAGAAUGAGUGUAGAUUUGGAAUGGCUGCUUUUACUUUGGAAUAUAUUUUAAGGACUAAAUAUGAUGCAGCAAUGCUGGGGAGAUGAUAGGGAUUAAAAUGAUUAGGCUGUUUACAUUUCCCAGUGCAGCAGAAUUUCACGAUACCUGAAUGCAUCUCAGCUUUUCUAAUGAGGAAAAAUUUCUGUAAAGGGUUCACUUUAUUUACUAUGGAAGAAAAAAAAAUCAUUCAUUUUCAGUUACUACUUUAAUGGUUAAUUGGACAAUAGUGUCUGCAUAUUUGAAUGGAUUUUUCUUGUUAUUCCUGUCACAAUUCAUAUGUUUUUCCUAAAUAAAAGAUAAACUGUUUCAUUUGAUGAUUAAUACUCAUUAAUGAAAUGAACUGUGAAAUGGUCAGUAUUUCAGUGUUAAACCUUGUUAUAGUUUCUUCCAUUAAUUCAAAGUAGUAAGUGCAUGUUUUAUCAGAGAGAGUAUCACAAGUUUAUAUAUGAUGGGUUCAGUCUUGCAGUCCUACUGUAGGGCAGUAGUCGUGUGGACCUGUGAGAGCUUCUCUGCUGAAGGCUGUGGGGAUGCCCUUCUGUUCAUCUAGAAGCAGUUAUGGAAAUGUGCUACAAGCUGCUCUAAGUCCUGCUAUGUCAAAAGCUCAGGAUAUUCUGUGAUUCUGUGACUACAGCAAUUAGUUUUAAGUCCCCUGUAGUCCUCGUUACACCCCACAUUGUGUAAGAGACUAAUGUACUUUUUUUUUUUUUGAAGUUUCACAAACAUAAGAGAUGUACAGUUCUGGCUGUAGGAUAAUCUCCAAAGAUGCAGGUUAUUGUAGAAGUUUCUCUUUUACUGGCAUGAGCUUAGGAUGACUGCAUUUUUUACACAAAUGGUAAACUUUAUUCCGUGAUGAAGAAACCCUUAUGGUUUUCAUGACUGUCCAUGCAGUAUACAUUUAUGUAUUUUACAGCAAGUCCUAGCAGUAAUUCUGUAGGCAGGUAGGACAUGCUGCAGCAUAGUUACUUCCUUCCAGCAAAGAGGUAAGGUCCUGUCAUGCCUUUGAGAUGGAAAUCCUGCUCCAGGUGGGUGAGGUGGUUAUAUUUUCAAGGAAAAUUUUGAAGCCUUAAAUUCAUUUGAGUACAGUGUCUGUUCCCUGGAAGCAGCGUGAAAUUCAGCAGAUAAAUUCAGAGCAGCACAUGCUCUGUCAUUCUGGAGGCAACAGAGUGCUGUAGGACAUACACUUGUGUUUUCAUAAUUGCUCCAUGCAGAUCUAGGUGCUUCAAUUCUGGGACCUUGUGCUGGUGAUAUCAGCAGGGGGCAAGGUUGGCUUCAUGCUGAGGCAUUUUGAAAACACACGUCCUGUCCAACCUUCCUACUCUCCAGCUGGUGGUGACUAAUGCUGAGAUGCCUUCCUGCCUCAUCAGACAGCCCCUCCCAGCCCCGUGGAAUGAGGCCCUUGGUGCACCUUAUCUGCUAACCCAGCCUGUGGGUACUGACCACAUUAUAACCACUGACAUAUUUGCCUGCUGAUGACUCAGACAGGCUCAGUUAAUGAACCUGCAGCAAUAGGUCAUGGUCAGGUUUCACACUUGCGGCUGGACAUGUUUAGAAAGGGGAAAUGAGCUAAUGCAGCUUUCUCUGGGUUUCAGAUGGCUUGAAUUCCCCUUCUGAAAAAGCAGAAGGACAGUCCAUCCCUUCUUCACUCACAGCCUGUGCAGCAAGGCUGUCUAUUGCUGGUGGAGUCGUAAAUGUUUACUCAAAAUGAGGGCAAAGUAUCUCAGCAAAAGAACUGGGAAAAUAAAUAAUUCCAGGAUAUUGCCUUGUCUGGUAUAUAAUAGCAGAGUGGUCCUCCUGCAACUUUGUAUGCAGGACCUGAAAAAAAAAUUAAGUGAAAGGGGAUGCAAUGGUUUUACAGGAAGGACUACAGUCCUUAUGUGAUGCUGGGAGUUGGGGUGGUGGCAUGCAUCACGUGUGACCUGCUGCUGGGCGUGCAGUAAUGCUGAUGGGUGUGUCGGCACUCAACGCUGAAGGCUCCUUUUGGUCUCAGACAUUUUGAGUUACAUCCAGUAGAGGUAAAUUAGACUGACAAAAUAACUGCACUGAUAUUUAUACCUUCCAAAUAUCAAUUUUAUAUUAAGAAAUUACCUACCUCUAGUCCUAACAGCAGACUUUUAAGAUGGUGACUGUUCAUGAAAAUCUCACUCAUUUUCAAGCUAGUAAUACAUGAGAUAUUCAUGAAUACAUUAAUAUCUUCACCUCUUUAGGUGUUGAAUGAUAAUGCCCUAAAAAGCUUUGGUUGUACUAAUAAACAAACAAAUAAAUAAAAUUGCAACAACUUA
This is a messenger RNA of Myiozetetes cayanensis, 6435 nucleotides long. RefSeq names its product general transcription factor IIi (gene GTF2I). The transcript is spliced from 44 exons. Gene Ontology annotation, cellular component: nucleus. Lineage: Eukaryota; Metazoa; Chordata; Aves; Passeriformes; Tyrannidae. Bases 148 to 3909 code for a protein of 1253 amino acids. Gene Ontology annotation, molecular function: DNA-binding transcription factor activity. The record is from RefSeq and is a predicted model, not a curated record.